AAUGAUGAACCUCCCAAAAACAGCUGAGAGCGACUAGUCGCAGAUACUAACCUUCUCCUGUUAAAGAAAGACCUGAUCCACAACAAAACCACAUCUCUGCUCUGAUGGACAAGAGGAACUGGCAGAAGUGUGUUUCAUGUCAUCUGUUAAUAUUGAUUAUUGUGAAAUUAUUCUAAUGAAUGCAGUUUCAUGUGAUCUGAUUUGAAGCGACAUCAUGAGGAAGAAGAAAUGCAGUUUAAAUCCUUUUUAUUUCUUUAUUGUUUCAUUAUUGUACUGAUGAAAAGUUGGACUGACUUCAGUGUUUAAUGACAUAAAUCUCUGUCAGCUGUUUGUGUCUCUGACAUUAAAAUGUUUUCUUGAACAGAAAAAGCUUGUGUUUCCUGACGGCUUCAGUCAUUUAGAGAUUGAUAAAGAAGUUUAGUUCUUGUGCAGAUAAUCAACAGGACUGAAGGUUCAGCUUUCUGUCUGUCAGUCUGAGACAGAAACUGGACCAACAGCUCUGACAAACAUGAGGAAGCUGAAGCUCCUCCUCUUUCCUCAGAAGAGAUCUGUGGUGAUCUGGACUCAUUCCAGAGAGCUGCUUUAACAAAGUCUGAACCUGAACUCUGAGCUGACAAACUCACAGUUUCACUUCACAACAGCUGAUCACAAUCACUUCAUCCACUCUGAGGAUUAAAGUGAAAAACCAUCAUCAGUGGACGGAGAGACAGAGUCUGGCCCAGCUGCCUUCUGUCUCCUGGAAAGUCUGUGAACGUCCCCCUCCAGGAUGGACAGAGGUGUCCAGGUGGUGGGUGAGGAGGAGGGGCCUAACAGCAGCAUGCUAGCUGCUAGCAGGUGUGUUAGCAGUUAGCUCAGCAGCCACACCUGUCUGUCACAAUAAUGAAAGCUGCUCAGCCUGUUUCUUCACAUUCCAGCAGCUGCUUCAGUGGAAACAGUUUAAAGUGAAACUCCAGUUUUCUCCUCACAGAGUCAGCAGAUUAUCAGGAAGAGGAAAGGGACAGCUAGCUGUGAACUGAUGUCCUCACUGUGUUUCUGAAGACUUCCUUUAGUGAGAAGCAGAUUAACUUUGUUCUUGUUGGAGUUUCUACAGGAAGAUGAAGAUGUUUGUGGUGUUUGUGAUCCUCGUGCACGUUUCCCAGCAUGCCUCAGCUGUGGAGCUGUAUGAGGGGGAGGAGUUUGUCCUGCUGCCCUGUGAGUUUCCCACCUUUGACAUGGACGACCCCACAGUGGUGUGGAGCCGCUACGAUCUCGAUCCUCCAACCGUCCACCAGCGUCAGCAGGAAGAUGAUGAACUUAAAGACCAAAACCAGCUUUACAGCGGCCGAACAUCCAUGAUGACUGACGCUCUGGACACUGGAGACCUCAGCCUCAACCUGACAAAACUCCAGCUCUCUGACAGCGGCAGCUACACCUGCACCGUCAGAUGGUUAGGAGGACAACGGAGAGUGACAGAGAUACAGCUGCAGGUCAAAGAACGAUUUCCAUCCUGGGCCAAAGUUCUCCUGGUUCUCCUGGUUCUCCUGGUUGUUGGUCUUGUUGCUGCUGGGGGUCUUCUGGUACAUUUCCGGCAGUAUUUCAUGUCAGUCUGUCAGGUGGAGGUGGAGGAGGGGGCGGAGUCUGUCCUGCUGCCCUGCAAGACCACAGACAACCUGCCUGAGGACGCUACAGUGGAGUGGAACGCUAUGAUCCCUAUAAGAUGGUCCACGUGUAUCAGAACGGCUCUGACCAGCCUGACCAACAGGACCAGGUUUACAGAGACCGAACAGAGAUGAAGAAGACCUGCUGAGAACUGGAGACCUCAGUCUGACCCUGAAAUCCCCCACAGUCAGAGAUGGAGGAACAUACUGGUGCAAAGUCUACGACAAGAAGGGAGUCCUCAUGAGAUGGAAAUCAGUUGAUCUCAGGGUCAAAGGUCAGUAUGCAGACUGAGGUCAGAGUCUCUGUGUUUGUCUCUGUCUGACUGUCCUCUGUCUCCUCUGCAGAGAGAAGCAGGAACAGAAGCAGCUCCACUGAUCCAACUCCUCUGAUGGCCGAUCAACCUGUUUGAUCUUUGAUCAUUGAUCCGAUCUGACUCUGGAUCAGAGAGAAAAUGGAGGUGAAGCAGCUGAUGGAGGACGGAUGAAGACAGGAGGACGCUUUGUCAGCUUCUUCUUCACUCUGACUCCUCCUACUGACUCUCACACACAGUCUACACACUCACUAUUGAUUCCUGCUGAUCAGUGAUGUCAGAGUGAGGUCAGCGUGAUGUCACAUGGCUUGAACGGGCGUGUUUCCUGUGAACCUCCCAGCGGCUGGAUAACAGCUGCGGCUCUCUGGAUAUUUGUGGCUCGUUCUAAUGCGUGCAGUCAAACAAACUUUAUUUCUACAGACACAGAGAAGUCAGCAGCUGCAGGAAAUCAGAACCACUGACAGGAAGUUAAGAGUCAAGUUAAACCACAUGUCAGAACUUUCUACAGCAGCAGGAUUUAGAAGAUGCUGGAAGCUGCUGUCUUUAGAUUUUGGACCCGUCACAAUUUGUCACAUUUUCUGAAGCCACAACAAAUCUUGUUGAAAGGAAACAGUUGAUUGAAGGUCCAGUUUCAAACGAAGAGUCAAAGCUUCUCUUUGUGUCGACUCCUUUAAUGAGAACAUUGAAAAGGACUCGAGUCCAAGUCUCAAGUGUCCAGCUCAGAUUAUUCCAGCACCAACCCUGGCAGGAUGCAAGUUAAACAGAAAGCAACACAUUUAGUGACAGAACAGAAAGCAGCCAGCUGUUAAAAUGGACUCAGAGAAUGAAGACACAAUAAGAUUUGAUUCAGUCAGACUUUCACAAGAACAAAGGUUUGUUCAGCCUGAACACAAAUGUGGUCUGUAGUGUUUUUGUAGUCCCUGUUUAUUCAGCGCCUCUUCCUCCUCACUACACACUGGAUCAAAGCACAGCAGUUAAACCCAGAGGCCUCCAGUGGACCUGGUUCAGGCCUCUGAAACAUCUGGACUCUGUGAUCUUUGUCUUCCAGCGUUGACAUUUGGAGCAGGUAUAAACAGACGUCACGUGAUCUAGUUUGUUUGAAGCGUACCGAGUCCUUCAGACGUUGAUCUCAGAACUCAGCAGAAACUCCACUUCUUUAGUCUCUUUCCUCCAGGUUCUGGUUUUUCUCGUCUCUGUUCAUUCCUCAAAGAUAAAGCUGGAUUUUUCAUUGAAGCUGAAACAUUUCAGUAAAUAUGCCAGAUUUAGCCAGAAGGCUGUUUUUCAUCUGUAGUCAGUACAAGUCAACACAAAACAGACAACAUAGUAAAACCAACCCAGGGACCAGUAGACUCCAGCACAAUAUACUAGCAGUCAUUAUGUUCCAGUACACAGGUCAUGAACUGUUACCAGAGGAAAUCAGAAGCUUACAGUAAUCUGUUGGACUCAAAGAUGUUAUGUUAUUAAAGUGCUGUUUAUGCACUCAGAUCUAAUUCAAUAAUCUGGUUUCCUGCAGCGGUUUGAAGCCAAAAUAAACAUUUUGCUGUGAUUUCAUUUCAAUAAACUGAUCAAAAUGA
Micropterus salmoides (largemouth bass) is the source of this 3522-nucleotide messenger RNA. RefSeq names its product V-set domain containing T-cell activation inhibitor 1-like. Bases 1095 to 1772 code for a protein of 225 amino acids. The record is from RefSeq and is a predicted model, not a curated record. Lineage: Eukaryota; Metazoa; Chordata; Actinopteri; Centrarchiformes; Centrarchidae. Gene Ontology annotation, cellular component: external side of plasma membrane. Gene Ontology annotation, biological process: cellular response to lipopolysaccharide; T cell costimulation; cell surface receptor signaling pathway. The transcript is spliced from 4 exons.